Molecule: messenger RNA, 3472 nt
Organism: Anoplopoma fimbria (sablefish)
Lineage: Eukaryota; Metazoa; Chordata; Actinopteri; Perciformes; Anoplopomatidae
Gene: n4bp3
Product: NEDD4 binding protein 3
Exons: 10
Coding region: 317-2224 (635 amino acids)
Cellular component (GO): cytoplasmic vesicle
Source: RefSeq, a predicted model, not a curated record
CCAGUCACCGGGGGUCGGGCACAUGUCUCCCUGCCUCUCAUGUUUCCUCUCACUCUGUUCAAACCUCCGAGAGGGAAAAAGAGGGACAGCCCCUCUCUUCACUCGUCUCUGUUCGCUCUGCCAGCAGGCUGAUCUCUGUGUGCCGGGGUCCGCACCGCAACUUCUGGAGAAUAUCCUGCAGAGACACGUCAACACUGCAUGUUUUAUUGUAUAACCAGCAAAGAGACACAUCUGCAGUAGAGUAACAGCGGUGGUGCAAGAGAUGUCCUGCGUGCAGAAUAUGAGCACCUCACCCCCCCACAGAGACCUGUAACCAAUGGCAACCUCUGUCCAAACUCUUCCUUUGACCCGUGGCCCCAACAAAAACUUCCGUAACCCGUUGCCCCUCUCGUCCCGGUGCGGCAUGGGAAGUGUAGGCAGCCUGGUGGAGAGGCCAGAUGUGUCCCCGACUAAAGGCAGCCGUGCAGUGCCCCAGGUGAGACCCAAACAGACCAACGGCCUCCUGAAGAAAGGCUUCACCCAAAGAGAGCUACUCAACUACCUCAACAUCACCAGAAAAGAGCCCAAAGCAAGCGACGCUAAGAAGGACGUUAUUAGCUCUGCCAGUGGCCGAGAGGAGGACAACUUAUACGCCAAGGUCUACCAUAAAGACGGCACCGAAGUAGAUUUGACAAAGAAUUCACUGCCAAGUGGGGGCAAGUAUGAAAAGGCUCGUUUAAGGUCUGCCUUUAAGCCUGUCACCCCCAAAAACUUCAGCUCCAUGCAAAACCUCCAUCCGUCUUCCAAGUCGGAGGAUGCGGACCAUGGCCUUUCCAACGGGCUGCACAGAGCCUAUGCCCAUGUCCCCAAAGCCGUCUCCACCUCUUCCUCCUCUUCCUCACCCUCCCGUCAUGGAGGACCGACAUCCAGUGGUAACAAGGCCCUCUCCUCGGUGCGUGGGAUGAGCCAGGAGGAUGAUAACCUGUCAGACUCGGGCCAUAACUCCAUGAGCAGCCUGCCACCGUACCGGCCCCCCUUCCGCCCACACCUGUCUCACAUCAGUGCAUCUAUGGGCCAGAUCAACACCAUCGGCUCCCUGGACCGUACCUCUCUGGGCCCGAAGGCUGUAGGGCCAGGGGGAAUGGCCAUAGGAGAGAUGGCGUGUCGGAGCAUGGCAACCCUGAGCCGUCUGGCUCCAUAUGGAGGGGAGGCCCCGCCUCCCUAUGAAUGGACACUCUCCCUGUCUGUUGAGGAAGUGGUCCGGGAUCUGGAGGAGCGCCUGGUGGAGAAAGAACACGAGCUGAAGCAGAUGAGGAGAAACCUGGAUGAGAGUGAGGGCGCCAUCGCUCAGGUGUUUGAAGGAAAACAGCGUCUGUGGGAGAAGGAGGUGGAGGAGCUGAAACGCCUGUAUGCCACCAAGCUGCGUCAGGUUUCCCAGCAUGCCCAGCGUUCCCAGCGCAAUCUGCAGUUGCAGCUGUUUAAGGCCCAGCAGGACAAGAACCGACUGCAGGAGGAGCUCGACAGCCUGAAUAGGGAAAGGAGCCAGGAGGCCGGAGCCAUGGCAAAGCGGACCAGUCCCACUCUGGAGGAGACGCAGUGGGAGGUUUGCCAGAAGUCAGGGGAGAUCUCCUUGUUGAAGCAGCAGCUGAGGGACUCCCAGGCGGAGGUGACCCACAAGCUGAGUGAGAUCUUCCAGCUGAAGACGCAGCUCAGGGAGACCCGCACAGAUCUGCGUAACAGGGAGGGCCAGAUAGAUGCUUUAAAGCUCGUCGUGCAGGGGACACAGCGCCGCAGAUGUCCCUCUCAGACCGCACACGAGGACGGAAAAGGAGCUGAAGAGAGUCCUUCAGCUGGGGCAACAGGAGGGUGCGGGGGCCCAACAGAGGAGCGUCUGCGCGCAGAGCUCCUGCUGGAGCGACGCCAGAGCGAGGCCCAGGCCACGGAUUUCGAGGAGGAGAGGCAGACGUGGCAGACGGAGAAGGACAAGGUCAUCCGCUACCAGAAGGAGCUGCAGGCCAGCUACUUAGAGAUGUACCACCGCAAUGAAGCGCUGGAGAGGGAACUGCACCAGCUGAGGGCCGGCAGAGAGCAAGGAGGAGGUGGAGGAGGUGGUGCAGGGAGCAGAAAUGGGACAUUGGAAACAGAAGGGCCAGAGCUGAGGAGUGAGAGAGCGGAUGAAAAACAAGACGACAGACCUUCCUCUGGUUUGCCAUGGAUAGACAGAAUUGAAUCAUCUGAAAUUUGAAUGUGACAGACUGACUGGAAUUUGCAAUGCAAAGUGUUUUACUCCCUGAACUUUGGUUUCUACUGACGCCCAUGUCAACUGGAGAAGGAAAAACAAAAUAGGCUCACUAUGUUAAAAUGAUGAGAUAGUGAGUCAAAAAGAUGUGACAGGUAAAAAAUACUGUACUCACAUAAUUUUGAACCAAGUCAGAAUUAUGAAAGAUAUCAAUUAAGUGAUUAUGAUUAAAUCAUUUUAGAAAAUCAGGAUGCUUUGUUACACAAAAUAAUGCAGUCCUUAGUCAAGUUUUUGAUCUACUACGUAAAAAUGAUCAGAUGCUAAGUUAAAACUUUGACAUUAAGUGUUUAUAACUUUCAUCUACUUUUCUUCUUCUCCUGGAGAAAAUGGGCUCCAAUAGAUUCCUUACCGUUUGCAAUUCCCUUGUUGACUGUUUAAUGAGCUGAUCCUGCAAAGACUGGACCAAUAACAUCCUAAACAACACACUAAUGCUGAGGGUAGCUGCACAGAGAUACUGUCUGUGCCUCAUAUGUCCUUGGCAACCCUAUAAAAAUACAGCCCAAACACCUAAACUAUUGUGCUUAAGACUACUUACCAAUUAUAAACUUGUAAAUGAGCAAAUUGAUAUCUUGAUUGUUACUAUUUUGUGUUAAUUUUAUUAAUAACUUUUGGAUUGGCCUGCUGUAUAGUCUUGACGGUAACCAAAGGAUUCAAAGGGAUUUAGUGUGGCCCAGUGACAUCUCAGCACCUGUUCAGUCUGUGCAGUAGGUUCUGUGCAUCUCUGGGUUAAGUAUCAAGGAUUAAAGCAACCUGGUGCCAAGGUACUAAGGCUGUGUCUUUGAGUCAAGAAAACUGUGUAUCAUAAUUAAGAAACUGGACUUUUCAGUUUCCAGCUCCUGUCAGGUGAGUUCCUUAUAUUUUGAACAUGUCAUUUUGAUUUGAUUGGCCUUUAGACAUGGUACUUCAAGCACACUGUUGUCUUAAUGGGCCUGUUUCCACAUCUUUUGAUUGCAAUGAAAGCAAUCGACAGAUAGUGAUGCUGAACAUAACUGCCCUGCUUAUUGGUGCGCAUAUCCAGCCAAUAACAACCCACUGCAUGGCAUAGGUGAAGUUGUAUUUGUAUUGUUUAUUUUUAAUAUAUGAACAUUCAAACGCCAGCUCUCAACCGACCCUUCAACAUACUGUGACUCUUGUCUAUUUACUGGAAUUAAAUCUGUACAGCCUAAAUAUAUAAAAAUGUCUGUUUUGGAUUCA